This is a messenger RNA of Melanotaenia boesemani (Boeseman's rainbowfish), 2969 nucleotides long. It is a transcript of the gene cul2, whose product is annotated as cullin 2. The record is from RefSeq and is a predicted model, not a curated record. The transcript has 21 exons. Gene Ontology annotation, molecular function: ubiquitin protein ligase binding. NCBI's taxonomy places the organism in Eukaryota, Metazoa, Chordata, Actinopteri, Atheriniformes, Melanotaeniidae. Gene Ontology annotation, biological process: protein ubiquitination; SCF-dependent proteasomal ubiquitin-dependent protein catabolic process. Gene Ontology annotation, cellular component: Cul2-RING ubiquitin ligase complex; SCF ubiquitin ligase complex. Bases 127 to 2364 code for a protein of 745 amino acids.
UCUAACUGAAUGGUAUAAUCCGAAAGGUAGCGAAGACCAGUGAGACAAAUCAAGCCUGUGACAGCGGUGAAACCUGAGUUUUGUAACAAGUAACUAACGAACAGAGGCUGAAAGAGAAGCUCCACAAUGUCCUUAAAGCCACGGGUGGUGGAUUUUGAUGAGACAUGGAACAAGUUAUUGACGACUAUCAAGGCUGUUGUGAUGCUCGACUACGUGGAGAGAGCUACAUGGAAUGAUAGAUUCUCUGACAUUUAUGCCUUGUGUGUUGCAUACCCAGAACCUUUGGGUGAAAGAUUGUACACAGAGACCAAGGUUUUUCUUGAGAAUCAUGUCAGGCAGUUGUACAAGAAAGUUCUGGAGUCAGAAGAGAAGGUUUUAGUGAUGUACCACAGAUACUGGGAUGAAUACAGCAAAGGAGCCGACUACAUGGAUUGCUUGUACAGGUAUCUAAACACACAGUUCAUCAAGAAGAACAAACUAACAGAAGCUGAUCUGCAGUACGGCUACGGGGGAGUGGACAUGAAUGAGCCGCUCAUGGAGAUCGGAGAGUUGGCGCUGGAUAUGUGGAGGAAGCUGAUGAUUGAACCCCUGCAGGCUGUCCUGAUCCGGAUGUUGCUAAAUGAAAUCAAAAAUGACCGUUGCGGCGAGAACCCCAACCAGAAGGUCAUCCACGGGGUCGUCAACUCCUUUGUUCAUGUUGAACAGUACAAGAAAAAGUUUCCAUUAAAGUUUUAUCAGGAAAUCUUUGAAGGACCUUUUCUGAUAAAAACAGGAGAGUAUUACAAACAGGAAGCCUCCAAUCUGCUCCAGGAAUCCAACUGCUCACAGUAUAUGGAGAAGGUUCUGGGCAGGUUGAAAGACGAAGAGGUGCGAUGUCGGAAGUACCUGCACCCCAGCUCCUACGGCAAAGUCAUUCAUGAAUGCCAGCAGAGGAUGGUGGCAGAUCACCUGCAGUUCCUGCACGGGGAGUGUCAGAGCAUCAUCCGGCAAGAGAAGAGAGACGACAUGGCCAACAUGUACACCCUGCUGAGAGCCGUGGCUAACGGGUUGCCUCACAUGAUCCAGGAGCUGCAGGUCCACAUCCACAACGAGGGCAUCAGAGGGACCAGUAACCUCUCUCAGGAAAACAUGCCGACCCUGUUUGUGGAGUCAGUUCUGGAGGUUCACAGUAAAUUUGUUCAACUCAUAAACACAGUCCUAAACGGAGAUCAGCACUUCAUGAGCGCACUCGAUAAGGCUCUGACGUCUGUAGUGAACUUCAGGGAGCCCAAGUCCAUCUGCAAAGCCCCUGAACUUCUGGCGAAAUACUGCGACAAUCUUCUGAAGAAAUCUGCAAAGGGAAUGACGGAAAACGAGGUGGAGGAUAAGCUGACCAGCUUCAUCACAGUGUUCAAGUACAUAGACGACAAGGACAUCUUUCAAAAGUUUUAUGCCAGAAUGCUAGCGAAACGGUUAAUACACGGUUUAUCGUUGUCGAUGGAUUCGGAAGAAGCCAUGAUCAACAAACUCAAGCAAGCUUGUGGCUACGAGUUCACCAGCAAACUUCACCGAAUGUACACAGACAUGAGCGUGAGCGCCGACCUCAACAACAAGUUCAAUAAUUUCAUCAAGACGCAGGAGACGGUGGUGGACCUGGGAAUCAGCUUCCAGAUCUACGUUUUACAGGCAGGAGCCUGGCCUCUCACACACGUCCCUUCGUCUACAUUCGCCAUCCCUCAAGAACUAGAGAAGAGCGUGCAGAUGUUUGAGUUGUUCUAUAAUCAGCACUUCAGUGGGAGGAAGUUGACUUGGCUGCACUAUCUCUGCACAGGUGAAGUCAAGAUGAACUACCUUUCCAAGCCCUACGUUGCCAUGGUAACCACUUACCAGAUGGCUGUGCUGCUGACCUUCAACAACAGUCAGACGGUAACCUACAAGGAGCUGCAGGACGGCACCCAGAUGAACGAAAAGGAGCUGCAGAAGACCAUCAAGUCCCUUCUAGAUGUCAAGAUGCUCAACCACGAUUCAGAAAAGGAGGAGAUUGAAACUGAGUCAACGUUUUCACUAAAUAUGAGUUUCACCAGUAAAAGAACAAAGUUCAAGAUCACGACAUCGAUGCAGAAAGACACGCCGCAGGAGAUGGAGCAGACGCGGAGCGCCGUAGACGAGGACCGAAAAAUGUAUUUACAAGCUGCUAUAGUGAGAAUCAUGAAGGCCAGGAAGGUUCUUCGACACAACGCCCUCAUCCAGGAGGUCAUCAAUCAGUCCAAAGCCCGGUUCAACCCCAGUAUCAGCAUGAUCAAGAAGUGCAUCGAGGUCCUCAUCGACAAGCAGUACAUCGAGCGAAGCCAGACCUCGGCGGACGAGUACAGCUACGUGGCAUAGACGGAGGAGCUGGUCUGGUCUGGUCUCCGUUCAGAAACACCCCCCAUGUGACUGACUGGCAGAUGUAGGUUAAAAACUGUAAACAAACCAGAAAAGACUCUCAUUCGUCAUUUGGGUUUGGGACCGUCGCUGUCUGCUCUGACUGACAGGACGAGUGCCUCCAUCUUCAAACAGAAAAAGAAACGUCAUCAUGUCACGUCAGACCGCCAGCUGACAUCACCACCCAUACGCCCUCCUUCAGACUCCUCCCACUUUCUGAUUUCAAGCUGUUUACAACAUCACCAGUGCCACGCACCCGUGCGUCAAACCACAUAAAGAAAAUGCCUCUAGCUAUUGGAGAAGAGAGAUGCGAUCAGUAAACGUGUCCAGAUAAAGGAAAAAGAAGCGGGGACAUCAUUAAAAAAACCUUUUCUUUUCUCACGUUUGCAGUUGUGUGUUAUUUCCUUUCUUUGUUAAAUGUACUGAAAUUAGGACAACUAUUGUAAUAAAACUGGUAUACUCACUAUUGUAUCUACUUUGAAAUGUAAAGAAAAAGUAAGGUGACAAACAUGAUCUUGCUGCUUGUCAAUAAAUAAAUAAAAACACUGAAGGUUUUUAUGUAAGUA